AUGGGAAUGUUCAUAUCAAGCCUUCUGGACAAGCUUUGGUCUAAAAAGGAAGUCCGAAUAUUGAUGGUUGGAUUAGAUGCUGCCGGAAAAACCACCAUUUUGUACAAGCUGAAGCUGAAUGAAAUCGUCACGACUAUUCCAACUAUUGGUUUCAAUGUUGAAACUGUGGAAUACAAAAACAUCAGCUUCACUGUUUGGGACGUUGGUGGACAGAAGAUUAUAAGGCCAUUAUGGAGACACUAUUAUGAUAAUGCUAAAGCGAUUAUUUUUGUUGUUGACAGCAAUGAUACAGAAAGAAUAGACGAAGCCCGUGAGGAGCUCCACGCCUUGUUGAACGAAGAUAAACUUCGGGAAGCAAUACUGCUUGUAUUCGCAAACAAACAGGUAUGUUCUCGCAUAUAUGGUAACCUUUUCAUUCCUCAGGAUCUUCCGAAUGCUCUUUCCACCUCCGAGGUUGCCAAAGGACUUGGCAUGACAAACUUUCAAAAUCGAAAAUGGUUUAUACAGUCUUCUUGCGCGGCAACUGGCGACGGUAUUUACUCGGGUUUGGAUUGGCUUUGCACGGAAUUAAAACGGAUCUAA
Echinostoma caproni is the source of this 582-nucleotide messenger RNA. The record is from the annotation of a GenBank genome assembly. NCBI's taxonomy places the organism in Eukaryota, Metazoa, Platyhelminthes, Trematoda, Plagiorchiida, Echinostomatidae.